Molecule: messenger RNA, 12459 nt
Organism: Trichosurus vulpecula (common brushtail)
Lineage: Eukaryota; Metazoa; Chordata; Mammalia; Diprotodontia; Phalangeridae
Gene: EP400
Product: E1A binding protein p400
Exons: 53
Coding region: 16-9510 (3164 amino acids)
Molecular function (GO): ATP binding; ATP-dependent chromatin remodeler activity
Source: RefSeq, a predicted model, not a curated record
AAAAAGGAAGCGAUAAUGCACCAUGGCAGCGGUCCUCAGAAUGUCCAGCCCCAGAGGUCCAGGUCCUUCACAGGGAGUGAAGGGGAAGACCAGCAGUCACAUUCAAAUCUACCCCAGUCCCCUGCAGCUCCAUUUGCUCCUUCAGCAAGCCCGUCAGCACCACAGUCUCCCAGUUACCAAAUACAGCAGCUUAUGAAUAGAAGUCCAGUAGCUGGUCAGAAUGUAAACAUUACCCUUCAGAAUGUUGGACCAGUAGUUGGAGGAAACCAGCAGAUCACCCUGACCCCUUUGCCAAUCCCCAAUCCAACUUCCCCAGGUUUUCAGUUUAAUUCUCAGCAAAGGAGGUUUGAACAUGGCUCCCCAUCCUACAUUCAAGUUACCUCCCCGUUGCCCCAACAAGUCCAGUCUCAAAGCCCAACCCAGCCCAGCCCUGGGCCAGUUCAGGCCUUACAGAGUGUGCGGGCAGGCACUCCUGGCCCGGGACUGGGUAUUUGCAGCUCCAGCCCCACUGGAGGCUUUGUGGAUGCUAGUGUCCUUGUGAGACAGAUCAGUUUGAGCCCUUCGAAUGGUGGACACUUUGUGUACCAGGAGGGUUCAGGCAUCACCCAGAUUGCUCAGGGAGGGCAGGUUCAACUCCAGCACGCAGGGGCCCCUAUUACCGUUCGAGAACGCAGACUUUCACAGCCCCACGCCCAGACGGGCGGCACCAUUCAUCAUCUCGGACCCCAGAGCCCGGUAGCUAGUGGUGCCAGUAUGCAGCCUUUGACUAGCCCCAGUCACAUUGCAACGACCAGCUUGCCACCCCAGAUCAGUAGUAUUAUUCAAGGACAAUUGAUUCAACAGCAGCAAGUACUUCAAGGACAGCAGUUGAAUAGACCUAUGGGGUUUGAGAGGCCUUCGGGUGUCUUAAUAUCUGGAGUCGGAGGCCCUUCAGCCUUCGGGAUGACUUCACCACCCCCUGGACCGACCAGCCCUUCUCGAGCUGCUGUGCCACAGGGUCUUUCCAGCCUUCCUCUCGCUCCUGCAGGAAGUUUGGGAGUGAAAAAAGUACCUAAAAAAUUGGAGGAGAUUCCAGCAGCGUCUCAAGAAACAGCUCAGAUGAGGAAGCAAUGCCUGGACCAUCAUUACAGGGAGAUGGAGGCUCUGAAAGAGAGCUUUAGGGAGUGUUUGAUUGAACUGUUUUUCUUGCAGCAUUUUCAAGGGAAUAUGAUGGAUUUCUUAGCUUUUAAGAAAAAACACUAUGCACCCUUGCAAGCGUAUCUUAAGCAAAAUGAUUUGGAUCUUGAGGAAGAGGAAGAGGAGGAAAAAUCUGAAGUCAUCAAUGAUGAGGUAAAGGUUGUGACAGGAAAGGAUGGGCAGACUGGGACUCCUGUUGCUAUUGCAACCCAGCUUCCUCCAAAUGUUUCUGCUGCUUUUGCGUCCCCGCAGCAGCCAUUUCAGCAAAUAAACACAGGGAGCCUAGUGGCAGGGGCAGCAAGUACCAUAGACACGGAGUCCCUUAAGCGACCGCAGACGUUCACGCCAGCAGAGCAGUCUAAGAGACCUCGGCUUGAAGUGGGUCAUCAUGGGGUAGUUUUCCAGCAUCCAGGGGUGACGACAGCAGUGCCUCUGCAGCAACUAAUGCCUACUGCACAAGGUGGAAUGCCUCCCACUCCUCAAGCUGUACAGCUCACUGGACAGAAACAAAACCAACAGCAGUAUGAUCCAUCCAAAGGUCCUCCCGUGCAGAAUGCUGCAAGUCUGCAUACUCCUCCACCUCAGCUUCCUGGGCGGCUGCAGCCUGCCAGUGUCCCGGGCACAUCUCUCCCAUCGACCCUGCAAAUCUCACAGCAGCCCCAGCAGCAGAUGAUGGAGACCCAGCCCCAACCCCAGCCCCAGCCCCAGCCCCAGCCCCCAAUUCCAGUGAAGACCCAGCCACCCAAUGUACCCAUUCCUGCCGCUCCAGCCAGCCAGCCCCCAACACCCCUUCCACAGCCUCUCACGCCAGCACUCCAUGUUCAGAUGCAAGGAAAGACGCAGAUGCAGGUGUCUCCCCUUCCAACACAGCCCCAGACUGUGGCAUUAACAAGACCACCUGCGGAUUCUGGCCAGCCUUGUCAGCGUUCUGUACCCACUUCCUCAUCUACCUCAUCCGUCACACCAGCAAGUCUCUCAGGCCCAGUGCCCUCACCUGCACGAUCAUCGCCAGUAAAUAGGCCCUCCCCAGCAACCAACAAGUCACUGUCUCCCAUUGCAUCUCGGUCCCCAGGUGCCACAGUAUCUGUCACCCCAAAACCUCAGAGCCCAGCUCAAAAUACCACACAAUCCCAGGAUAGUGCCCAAGAGAAACUGGCUGAACAAGUAACUCUGGAAACCCAAAUCCAUCAAAGAAUAUCAGAAUUGAGAAAGGAGGGUCUGUGGUCUCUCAGACGGUUGCCAAAACUUCAGGAAGCCCCACGACCAAAGUCUCACUGGGAUUAUCUCUUAGAAGAAAUGCAGUGGAUGGCAACAGACUUUGCACAAGAGAGGAGGUGGAAAAUGGCAGCUGCAAAGAAGCUUGUCAGAACUGCAGCUCGUUAUCACGAAGAAAAGAAGCUUCAUGAAGAAAGAGGAAAGAAAGAGGAACAGAAUCGAUUAAGACGUAUAGCUGCUUCAACUGCUAGAGAAAUAGAAUAUUUCUGGUCAAAUAUUGAACAGGUUGUGGAAAUUAAACUUCAAGUUGAAUUAGAGGAGAAAAGGAAGAAAGCCUUAAAUUUACAGAAACCAUCCAGGAGAGGAAAAGAUUCAAGGUCUAAGGGACUUCAUGCUUUCCCAGAGCAUUUUAUGGACUCUGGAAUAUGUGGAAGAAAAGUAAAAGUUAGUACAUCCUUAACUGAUGAUGAAGUGGAAGAUGAAGAGGAGACAAUUGAAGAGCAAGAGGCAAAUGAAGGAAAUAUAGACCAUCAAACAGAACUCUCUAAUUUAGCCAAAGAAGCUGAAUUGCCCUUAAUUGACCUGGUAAAGUUAUAUGAAGGUGCCUUUAUGCCAAGUUUUCAGUGGCCACAGCCUAAGCCUGAGAGUGAAGAAACCAGCGAAGAAGAAGACACAGAAGACUCUACAGUUGACAGAGUUUGUCAGAAGGAAAUGGUUCUCAUUGAUUCACUUCUCAUCAUUGAUCAGUGUAAAGGUGUGGAGAGACCAAAUAUUAUGAAACCAAACACAAGAGACAUUACUGAAGUAGCCGCUCUGGCAGAGGCUGUACUGCCCAAGGGCAGUGCUCGGAUCACGACCUCGAUCAAUUUUAAUACUCCAUCUUUGUUGUAUGGUGCACUAAGAGAGUAUCAGAAGAUUGGACUGGACUGGUUAGCAAAACUCUACAGGAAGAAUCUCAAUGGCAUCUUGGCAGAUGAUGCUGGACUUGGUAAAACUGUACAAGUUAUUGCCUUUUUUGCACAUCUCGCUUGUAAUGAAGGUAAUUGGGGCCCCCACCUUGUGGUUGUGAGAAGUUGCAACAUAUUAAAAUGGGAGCUUGAAUUGAAACGUUGGUGCCCGGGGCUAAAAAUCCUUUUAUACUUUGGCAAUCAUAGAGAACUUAAAGCAAAGAGACAGGAAUGGACUGAACCCAACAGCUUCAACAUAUGCAUAACCUCUUAUAAACAGUUCUUUAAAGGCCAUCAUGCCUUCAUGAAAGUGAGGUGGAAAUACUUAGUCAUUGAUGAGAUGCAGCAAGUAAAGAACAUGACUGAGAAGCACUGGGAGGCAGUUUUCAAUCUACGAAGCCAAUUACGUCUGCUCCUCAUAGACACACCUUUGCAUAACACUUUGAUGGAAUUGUGGACCAUGGUGCACUUUUUGAUACCUGGAAUUUCUAGACCUUAUCAGAACUUUCCAGUAAAACCAGCUAAUGAGGAGAGCCAAGAUUACUACCAUAAAGUGGUCAUAAGGUUGCACAGAGUGACUCAGCCAUUUAUUUUGAGAAGAACUAAAAGGGAUGUUGACAAGCAGCUGACGAAGAAAUAUGAACAUGUGUUAAAGUGUCGACUUUCUAGUCGGCAAAAGGCCUUGUAUGAGGAUGUUAUCCUUCAGCCCAGAACUCAAGAGGCUCUUAAGAGUGGGCAUUUUGUUAAUGUCCUGAAUAUUCUAAUGAAACUUCAGAGGAUAUGCAAUCAUCCUGGUCUGAUAGAUCCUAGGCUUCCAGGCUCUUCUUAUGUUUUGGAAACACUGGAGUAUAGAUCUGCUUCUCUGAUUUUAAAGGCAUUGGAAUGUGGUUUUUGGAAGGAAGCAGAUCUUUCUAUAUUUGAUCUAAUUGGAUUAGAAAAUAAAACCACUCACUAUGAGGCACAAGUGUUAUCAAAGAAGAAGAUAACUCGAAAACAUAUAGAAGAAAUCUUCAGUUCAUCCCCUCCACCAGCCAGACCUAAUGCAGUGAAACUUAAGCCAAGCAAAUUGUUUCAGCCUGUGCAGUACGGCCAGAAGCCUGAGGGUAGGACAGUAGCGUUCCCAAGUACCCAGAGCUCCUCACGUACAGUGUCUGCAGCAGCUGCCGCUGCCGCCGCUGCAGUGACUUCCCAGGGGCAGGUUCGAGGAAGAUCGCCCAUUGCCACGUUCUCGGCCAAUCAGGAUGCAAAAGCGGCCGCAGCACAGUUUCAGACAUCUCAGGCUCCUACCAGUGCUCCAAGACACCAGCCAGCAGCGACCUUCACCACAGCAACUAGCACAGCCAAUCCUGUGAAACAGCGGGGUCAGAACUCAGCCCAGGCCUCCCAACUAGGCCAGACCCAGCCCCAGCCCCAGGCCCCCUCGCACACCAUCCAACAGAGUGUGCUUCCUCAGAGGCUGGUACUGACCUCUCAGGCCCAGGCACGGUUGCCUAGUGGAGAGGUUGUGAAAAUUGCCCAGCUGGCUUCCAUAGCAGGGACACAGAAUCGAGUGGCUCAGCCAGAGACCCCUGUGACCCUGCAGUUCCAAGGGAACAAGUUUACCUUGUCACACAGUCAGCUCCGACAGCUCACUGCAGGCCAGCCCCUACAACUGCAAGGAAGUGUUCUUCAGAUUGUCUCUGCUCCUGGACAACAGUAUCUGCGCCCUCAAGGCCCAGUUGUUAUGCAGACAGUGUCUCAGACUGGUGCUGUCCAGAAUGCUUUGAAUGCCCUGGGAAACAAGAACCAAGCAAAUGUUCCAAGUUCGACACCAGGAACUCCACCAGUAGGUGUUCCAGGGAGAACAGCAGUUAAUUCCUUGACAUCAGGAGAAGCUGGAGUAGUAUCAAAAAUGACUAGUCCUAUAGGAGGCCCAACACAGGAGGAAAAGAAUAGACUUUUGAAAGAACGGCUGGACCGAAUUUAUCUGGGCAAUGAGCGGCGCUGUUCCAGAACUCCUGUCUAUGGCAGUGAUUUGUUAGGAAUUUGUUCUCUGAUUAGUCGGAAGAAGACACCUCUGCGUGGGUCUGCAGAGAGAAAUAAAUGGAGUUGGGCUGGCAUGGUGAACUGUUGUGCUUCAUCCUCAAGAAAUACAACUGGUGUACUUCAGUGUUUGAUGCUGACAUUGGAACAACGAAGAGAAUCCCUCCAUGAUGUUAUUAAUAGGCUGGCCUGUGUGCUUCCAGCUGUAGUGGCUGCUCCUCCUUGCUUGUAUGUAGCCAAACCACCGCCCUCUUACAGCCACAAGAUGAAGAUUUUCAAGCACUCUCUGAAGGAGCAGACUGCUCCCUAUUUACAGCAAUUGCAUGAAAUAACGAACCUCAAGGUAUUGCAGUUUCCUGAGCUCAGACUGGUACAGUAUGAUUCAGGAAAGCUAGAAGCUUUAGCUAUCUUGCUUCAGAAGCUGAAAUCUGAGGGACGUCGGGUGCUGAUUUUAUCACAGAUGAUUCUGAUGUUAGAUAUUCUGGAAAUGUUCCUGGACUUCCAUUAUCUUACCUACGUAAGAGUUGAUGAAAAUGCUAACAGUGAACAACGCCAGGAACUUAUGAAGAGUUUCAACAAAGACAAGCGGAUAUUUUGUGCCAUUCUUUCCACCCAUAGUCGCUCUACAGGUAUAAAUCUUGUAGAAGCUGACACAGUUGUGUUUUAUGAUAAUGACUUAAAUCCUGUGAUGGAUGCAAAGGCUCAAGAAUGGUGCGAUAGAAUCGGGAGAAGCAAGGACAUCCACAUAUACAGGCUUGUGAGUGGUAAUUCCAUAGAAGAAAAAUUGUUGAAAAAUGGAACUAAAGAUUUGAUAAGAGAGGUUGCUGCUCAAGGAAAUGACUACUCCAUGGCAUUUUUAACCCAGCAAACUAUCCAGGAGCUAUUUGAUGUUCACUCUCCUGUAGAAGACUCUGGUUUCAGAGUUAAAGCUGAAGAAUUUGUUGUUCUUCCUCAGGAGCCCUCUGCCUCAGAAGCAAUUGCACCUAAAAUCGCAAGGCCUUUUAUAGAGGCUCUUAAGAGUAUUGAAUAUUUGGAGGAUGACACUCCAAAAUAUGAAGAAACAACAGUGUCUGAAACAAGUGCUGAUAUUCUGUCAUCAGAAUUAGAUGAUCCAAGAGUUAAUGAAGAACCUUCACAGUUAGAAGAAUUAGCUGACUUUAUGGAACAGCUCACACCAAUUGAGAAGUAUGCUUUGAAUUAUCUUGAAUUAUUCCAUGCUUCCAUUGAUCAGGAAAAACCAAGAGGCAUUGAGGAGGUAGCAAUAGCUUCAAAGGAGUGGGAAUCCAAUAAUAUGAAACGACUUAAAGAGAGGGAUGCCAUAGUACUCUUAGAAGAGGAGGAGGAAGAAUUACUGACGUACACCAGAGAAGAUGCCUACAACAUGGAAUAUGUUUAUGAAGAUACUGAUGGGCAGACAGAAAUUAUGCCACUUUGGACUCCUCCUACUCCUCCUCAGGAUGACAAUGACAUCUAUAUUGACUCAGUCAUGUGUCUGAUGUAUGAGAACACACCUAUCCCUGAGUCUAAGCUGCCUCCAGUUUAUGUGCGGAAGGAGCGUAAGCGACACAAGACAGAUCCCUCUGCUGUCGGUCGGAAGAAGAAGCAGCGGCACGGGGAGGCUGUCAUUCCUCCUCGAUCUCUCUUUGACCGAGCGACUCCGGGGAUGUUGAAGAUGCGGCGAGAGGGCAAAGAGCAGAAGAAGAACAUUCUGUUGAAGCAACAGACCCAGUUUGCCAAACCUUUGCCAACUUUUGUCAAACCAACAGCAGAGUCUGGGCAGGACAACCCAGAGUGGCUCAUUAGUGAAGACUGGGCAUUGCUGCAGGCUGUAAAGCAGCUGCUUGAGCUUCCUUUAAAUCUCACUGUUGUGUCACCAGCACACACACCUAAUUGGGAUCUUGUUAGUGAUGUUGUUAAUUCCUGCAGCCGAGUUUAUCGAUCUUCGAAACAGUGCCGGAACCGCUAUGAAAACGUCAUCAUUCCGAGAGAAGAGGGAAAGAGCAAAAACAACCGUCCUCUUCGUACAAGCCAGAUCUAUGCCCAAGAUGAAAAUGCUACCCACACUCAGCUGUACACAAAUCAUUUUGAUUUAAUGAAAAUGACUGCCGGCAAGAGAAGCCCCCCAAUCAAGCCUCUACUCGGCAUGAAUCCUUUCCAGAAGAACCCAAAGCAUGCUUCAGUGCUAGCAGAGAGUGGAAUCAACUACGACAAACCCCUGCCUCCAAUUCAGGUUGCAUCUCUGCGUGCUGAGAGAAUUGCAAAAGAGAAAAAGGCUUUGGCUGAGCAGCAGAGGGCCCAGCAGCAGACGGGCACCCAGCCCCCCCAGCAGCAGCAACAGCCUGGGCAGCAGGGAACAGCUGGGCAGCAGGCAGGCCAGACCCAGCCUCAGGUCCAGCCUCCUGGAGUCCAGCAGCAGCAGCAGCAGCAACAGCAGCAGCAGCAGCAGCAGCAGCAACAGCAGCAGCAGCAGCAGCAGCAACAGCAGCAGCAACAGCAGCAGCAGCAGCAGACAAAGGUGCAGACUACAAUUACAACUGUGGCCAGCACGGCAGUAUUGGCUGGAACAAUUAAAACAUCAGCUACUGGGACAAGCAUGCCAACCGGUACAGUUAGCGGAAAUGUUAUAGUGAACACAAUAGCUGGAGUCCCUGCUGCCACCUUUCAGUCCAUUAACAAGCGUAUUGCUUCGCCGGUUGUGCCUGGAAAUUUAACAACCACAGGCAAUGCUUCUCCUGCUCAGGUGGUUCAUGCACAGCCUCGGACAGUUGCCACACCUGCAGCAUCCACCGAGCUGGUCUCUCUAGCAUCUACCCAGGGGGUGCGUGCUGUCACUUCUGUGACAGCCUCUGCUGUGGUGACCACCAACCUGACUCCUGUGCAGGCUCAGACCAGGUCUUUGGUGACUCAGGUGACUCAAGCCACAGGGGUUCAGCUUCCUGGCAAAGCCAUCACCCCAGCCCAUUUCCAGCUUCUCAGACAGCAGCAGCAGCAGCAGCAGCAGCAGCAACAGCAGCAGCAGCAGCAGCAGCAGCAGCAGCAGCAGGCAGCCCAGGUGCAAGUCCCACAGAUCCAGGGCCAGGCCCAAUCCCCUGCCCAAAUGAAAGCUGUGGGGAAGCUAACACCGGAACACCUGAUCAAAAUGCAGAAACAGAAACUCCAGCUGCCUCCGCAGUCGGGACCUCAGCAGCAGGCCCAGCCAGGGGCCCAGCCACAGGCCACCCAAGUACAGGUACAGCAGCAGCCGCAGCAGACGCCACAGUUGGCAGCAGUUGCAGCCCCAAGGCCUGGAGCUCUUCUCACUGGCACGACGGUAGCCAACCUCCAAGUUGCUCGUCUGACUCGUGUUCCUACUUCCCAGUUACAAGCUCAAGGGCAGAUCCAAGCUCAGACAACUCAGACUGCUCAAGUGGCUUUGGCAAAACCACCAGUUGUAUCUGUGCCGGCAGCUGUUGUAUCAUCAGCUGGGGUCACAACACUUCCUAUGAAUGUUGCUGGGAUUAGUGUUGCUAUUGGACAGCCACAGAAAACAGCAGGACAAACCGUGGUUGCACAACCUGUUCAUGUCCAGCAGCUUCUGAAGCUCAAGCAGCAAGCUGUUCAACAGCAGAAAGCCAUCCAGCCCCAGGUGGCUCAAGGUCAAACUUCUGCGCCACAAAAGAUAACUGCUCAGCAGAUAACCGCCCAAGGCCAGCAGCAGAAGGUAGCCUACGCCACCCAGCCCGCAAUUAAAACCCAGUUUCUUACUACACCAAUUUCCCAGGCUCAGAAAUUAGCAGGCGCCCAGCAAGUGCAGACCCAGAUACAAGUUGCAAAGCUUCCUCAAGUAGUCCAACAGCAAACAGCCGUGGCUAGUAUUCAGCAGGUGGCCUCUGCUUCUCAGCAGGCGUCACCACAGACCGUGACACUCUCUCAAGCAACAACUGCAGGUCAGCAGGUCCAAAUGAUCCCUGCAGUGACUGCAACAGCUCAGGUGGUUCAGCAGAAACUCCUCCAACAGCAGGUGGUGACAACAGCCUCCACGCAGCUUCAGGCCCCAGGUGUACCCAACCCCGCCCAGGGGCCAGCCAGCUCUGAUGGCCAGAGUCAGCAGGCUAAGUUACAAAUGAGAAUGUCGACUGUCAGGUUAAAGACAGCUAACAAGCCUAGUUGAGCCAAGCAUGGGAAAAGCGGGGAUAUUUGUUUUCUUUGGUCAAGCUCCAGCUGCAAAAUAGGCACACCCUUUCUAUUUCCUGGUCUUAAGGCAGAAAACCACUGUUUUCAUAGAGGACAUUUUAUUUAUUUCUGAACCUUGGAAACCUUUUCACACCAAAACACACGACCUUUGGAAAAUUCUUGUCAAAACCAAGUAGUGUAACUAUUUUAUUAAAGUGUAUCCUUCUCUUACAGAAAAGUGAUCCUUCCUGAAAGCCUCUCUGUACUGUAUAACUAAUGGAAACAGUGACCAUGGUGAUCAGUACUCUCCUUCUUCAUUCAUGGCAGUGUUUUCUCCAGAGCACUAGUACUGGGUUUUGAUAGCCACUUAGUAGAAUUUCUUUGUAGUAAUACAAUAUUUUGCACAUUACAUUUGUGCUAAUUGGUUUGUGCAGUGAGUCAUAAAAUGGAAAGUCUUUUUAAAACUUUAAAAAAAAUUCUAGAUAAGACUUUAAAUUAAAUCUUUCACCUUAUCCAGAAAAGACAAACCAUGGUCCUUUUAGUGGAGGGAACAGCUAGAGUCAGUCACCUGUAAUUGAGUUUUCAUUCCAAAGAGUAGCCAUUGUGUUCUGUGCUUUCUAAAAGUGAUUUGUUUUCAUACUUUUAAAGGAAAUAUUUGGUAAUGCUAUUCAUCUAAGCACAUUCUAGGUGCAUUCCCUGUAUUUUGUCUAUUGGCUUAUUUAACAUGCAUUGGGCUGCUUCAGAUUGUUUCAGGAAAAUGUUGGGACUCUGAUGUCUUGGACUAGUUAGAACUAAAGUGCCAUAGAAGCGUCAUAGACACUACCUGUUUUAUUGCUGUAUAAUCUAUAGUGACCUUAGUCUCAGUGUAUGUAGAGUGAGAGCAAGAUGGAGAAAUGAGAGUAGGGAUGGCAAGAAUAUUCAGAGGUCCAAGCUUCGGGGGAGCUGAGAAAUGUUAUAUUUAUAUGUAUGUAGACGGAGCAUCUGAGGGUCCAGAAAUAGACCAAGUGAUCUAUGUAUUGUAAAUGUGUACAAAUUUUUAAUACAUUGAAAAAAAUACGCUAGUCUUAUCAAGCAGGAUGUUCUGGGCAGUCACUGCAUUUUCACUUUCCAGGGUCUCUACUUGAGCAAAUUUUGGUUCAGCCUAGUAAAGGUGAGAACCUUAACCAUCUGCAAUUUGUGGAGCUGUAUGAUAUCGAAGGAGAAAAAGGGAAGAUUCCUGUUGCAGGGUUUUUUGUCGAUGUUGUUUGUUUUAAAUAAGGGAAGGCAGUGGAUGGAAUGUUAAGUGGCUAUGCUGGUUGAUGAUGGCAUCUUACAUACGUAUCUUUUGCCAUAUUUUUAGUAUGCAAAAGGAAAAAGCCUAAAUAGUACCUUUUCUCCAUGGAUAUAUUUUGCUCAUUCAUGUCCAGGGAAGGGUAAGGGUAUACUGGUUUUUUUUUUCCUUUAACAAAUGCCAGUUAUUUCUUAUAGCAUUCAAAACUUAAAAUUUUUAUUGAAAAAUCUAUUUUUCCUCUGUAAAUGCAGCAUUUUUCCUUUAAAAUUUUUUAUUUUAAGUAAUUUGUCAAAGAAAUUCAUCCACUUCACAAUUUUAAAAAACUAGCAUCCUGCAGAUUUAUUUGGACAUAAUCAAACACUUUUCUAGCUAUAAAUAAAUAGGUAGAAAGACAGUGAAGAUCAUAUGUUUAAGGAUCAUAAAAUUGAAAUUGUUUGAAAAAAUAUGGAGUACUAAAACAACUUGCUACUUCUAGGAGAUUUUAUAAUUUGUUAAAGUUUUGAUUUUCAAGUGAAUUGUUCACACAGAAAUAUUAAAGUGAAAACGUCACAUGUGCAUGCUGCUUUUCAGUAUGACAGUUUCAGAUAUUACAAGUAUUCUAAACUUACUGAAUUAAAAUGUAUAGGAAUUCUCCAAACUUAUUUCCAUUUGCCCACCCUGAUAGUUUUUCUUUAGAUCUUCAGAGUGAACCUUUUAAAAUGAUGAUAGAAUUUGAACGCAUUUAUUUUAGAAAUGCUCAAGAAUUCUCAAAAGGUAAUUAAUUGUUUAAAUAAAACCCCCCUGUAAUGCCAUAGCAGUCUGGGUAGACAACUUAGAGCCAAUUGCAGAAAAACUUUUAAAAGUUUAAAUCCUGUUGUUUCUAUAAUUGCUGUAUGUAAUUCUUGUCCCUGUCAUUGCUGGUGAAAAGGAAUCUACUCUUCAUAUUCUUGGCAAGGAGAUUUUAGUUAAACUUCAGUAAUCCUAAUAACACAUAAAUUGAAUUGAAUUGAGCUCAUUGGACUUAUGCCAAGAGCAUACAUAUUUAAGACUAUAGUAUCAAAAGGUUACUCCUGCCCUAAGUAGUGUUCCACAUAGUCGUUUGAGUACUAACACUCCAUCCCCAGUGUUCUGACUCAUUCAGUUUCCUUAGCUUCAUGUUUGAAAGGUCAAGCUUUCUGUUUUUAAGAAGAUAAUUGAAGUUUGGUUCAGCAAAGUUGUCUAGGAAGUUUCAGACUGUUACUGUUAGCAAAAUUCUGUAUUACCACGCAAAUCAGGCUUCUCUUACUGCGCUAUAAUGAUUCAAGGGUGUAUUCAGGAACACAGCAGCAAAAUCGUUGUGAGAUUUUACUUCAGCCACCAUUGAAACCAGUUACCCAGUUAUUCUCUAAGAGAUACUUGUUUUCAUUCAGGUCAGACAGUGUUGUAAAACGUUCAGUGGGGAAGCACAUUGCCUGCGUCCAAGUGCUGUUCAGAUGUUGUGCCUCAAGGGGGAACGGUUUUUCUUUUAAUAAAUAAAAAUGCUGGCUUAAAAACAAACAACACUGUAACCGAUAGCUGUUGUGUUUUAAAACAUACAGGAACAAGGUUGAAAUUGUAAAUACUUUGUAAACAUAAACAUUUGUACUUGAAUAGUAGGAUUUUAAAGAGCACUGACAUCCUACCAGAUAAAAGGUAUAAUAAAGUGUCCUUUUUUAUAAA